AUGAAGAACCAAACAGAAACAGAAACAGAGUGGUCUCGUUACCGACUCGACCGCGACCGACACAUCAAAUACUGGAAACGAUGCGCGCAACUACUUCCAGAACCCUACACAUCAGGCGACUCCAACCGGAUGAGUUUUGGGUUUUUCAUCGUCGCGGCACUGGACCUCCUAGGCGCACUUGAAAACGAGACUGUCGUCAGUACGGACGAGAGACAAGGCUGGAUCGAAUGGAUUUAUGGCUGUCAAGUACCGCAUACAGGCGGAUUCCGAGGGUUCACGGGCACUGUCUUUGGUGCGAUGAGAACGCCCCAGAAUUGGCAUUGGAAUCCGGCGAAUUUGCCAAAUACAUAUUUCGCGCUCGCGACGCUGGUGAUUCUGGGUGAUGAUUUGAGCAGAGUCAAAGUCGACGAGUGUAGGAAUUGGGUGAGGGGGUUGCAGAGGCCGAAUGGGAGUUUUGGCGAGUUUGUCGGUGAGGAGGGUGAGGUGUUGGGAGGGGAUGAUCCGAGAUUAUGUCUUUGUGCGGUGGGCACGUUGAGGAUUUUGCAGCUGGUUAGAAGGAGACGGAAAGAAGAGGACGGAGAUGAACGAAAAGAGGAGAAGGAGGGCCUUGUUGGGAUUGAUGAGGAAGGGUUACGGAGGUUUAUUGGGAAUUGUCAGAGCCAUGAGGGAGGGAUUGGCCAGGCGCCUUUGCUGGAAGCCCACUCCGGUCUGAACUAUUGUGGAAUUGCCACACUUUCGUUCCUGGGCAUGAUGCAAAACCCGCCGGCGUCGAUACAAGAAAUGGCCAGCCAGGCUGGACUGGAUAUUGAAAGCUGUGUGCGUUGGAUGCUUGAUCGACAGACGACAUGGAUUGAUGACGAUGAUGAAGACGAAGACGAAGACGAUGAAGAGGAUAAUGUCGAGGAUGACGAUCAAGACCAAAAGGGAGACGAGGACGACAAAGAAAAACGACACAAUGGGCAAGCUGAUGGUCGACGGCCAGACGAGCGAAUAUUGGACCUGUCGUCGCUGAAACCCGGCCUUACGGACAACAACAAUCAAGAGCUCACUGCUGGAUUUUGUGGCAGAUGCGGGAAAAUGGCGGACACAUGUUAUUGUUUCUGGAAUGUUGGAGCACUGGCGAUCCUUCAACAACAUCAACUGGUCAAUGUGGAUGCCCUGAGAAGGUAUCUUCUGGGCCAUGUUGCGCAUCUCGUGGGAGGAUUUGGCAAAGCUCCUGGUGAGCUCCCAGAUCUCCUACAUUCGUACCUCGGCCUUGCAACACUGGCUCUAUAUGAUGAAUCAGGGCUGAAGGAGUUCGAUCCCACUUUCUGCUUCAGCAAGGACGCUGUUGAGAAGCUGAAGCGACACUGA
Molecule: messenger RNA, 1353 nt
Organism: Exophiala dermatitidis NIH/UT8656
Lineage: Eukaryota; Fungi; Ascomycota; Eurotiomycetes; Chaetothyriales; Herpotrichiellaceae
Exons: 5
Coding region: 1-1353 (450 amino acids)
Biological process (GO): protein geranylgeranylation
Cellular component (GO): CAAX-protein geranylgeranyltransferase complex
Molecular function (GO): CAAX-protein geranylgeranyltransferase activity
Source: RefSeq, a predicted model, not a curated record